Messenger RNA from Octopus sinensis (East Asian common octopus), 2316 nucleotides. RefSeq lists its product as uncharacterized. The transcript has a single exon. Lineage: Eukaryota; Metazoa; Mollusca; Cephalopoda; Octopoda; Octopodidae. Bases 1 to 2316 code for a protein of 771 amino acids. The record is from RefSeq and is a predicted model, not a curated record.
AUGUCGCAUGAUGUCAGCGCGGCUGUUCGUCUCUUGUCAUCUUCUGAUUCUGUCCGUACAAUCACCCCCGAUGUUGUUCGCAUUCUCAAGGAAAAGCACCCUAUUGGAAAACCAGUAACUUUUGAUGUGGCCCAAUCGUCCUGUUUUCCCUUUUCUGUUUCUCCCAAACAACUUUUGGACGCCUUAAACUCCUUUAGGGGUAACAGUAGUGGAGGUAUCGACGGUCUCCGUCCUAUUCAUUUGAGAGACUUAAUUUCCGCCAAUGGGGAUACCGGGAAUCGCCUCUUGAAUGCUUGCACUAACUUGUGCAAUUUAUUCCUGAGCGGCAAAAUUUCUGACCAUGCUAGAAUUCUGUUCUUUUCCGCGAAUCUUACGGCCUUGGGCAAGAAAGAUGGCGGUAUCAGGCCUAUCGCUGUUGGAAAUGUCUUUCGCCGUUUAUUUGCGAAAGUCUGUUGCAAGUCCGUUAUUCCUUCUAUUGGCGAGCAACUGCAGCCCAUUCAGUUGGGUGUGGGUGUUCCUGGCGGUUGCGAGUCUUCUGUCCAUGCCUGUCGUUGUUUUAUUCACGGUUCUACUCGUUCCAAUAUUCCCCUUGCCUUAUUGAAACUGGAUGUAACUAAUGCUUUCAAUUCUCUGGACCGUGGUCAUAUGUUGGAGGUCUGUCAAGACCGUGUUCCACACUUGCUUCCCUUUAUAUCGCUUUCGUACUCAUUUCCAUCACUUUUAAUCGCCGGUGGUUCUUUCAUUUUUUCGUCCUGUGGCGUCCAACAGGGGGAUCCUUUGGGCCCAUUACUGUUUGCUCUUGCAGUGGAUGCCAUUGCCCGCGUUAAUGAAUCGCCCCUUAAUCUUUGGUAUCUCGACGAUUGCACCCUGGGCGGUCCGCCUGAUGUUUUGCUAAAGGACUUAGCCAGACUAAUUCCGGCUUUAUCCGACAUUGGUCUGGUUAUUAAUUCAAGCAAGUCCGAGAUUGUCAAUCUCUCUGUUGAACCAUCCCUGUUUAAGAACUCCUUCUCUCUUUUUUGCAAACUCCUUCCUGAGUUGAGACAGACACCUCUGUCUGAUCUGGAAAUUCUGGGGUCACCGAUUCUCACCGACUCAGCUACUCGAAUCCUCCUUGCCAAGAAAAAUCUUAUUGCAUCUCUUUGUGAAAAACUUUCUGUCAUUGAUCCUCAUCCUUCAUUUUACAUCCUCAAGAACUAUCUUUUGAUCCCAAAAAUUGUUUAUAUCCUGAGGAGCUCACCUUGUUUUUAUGCAACCCAAAUGCUGGAAUCUUAUGAUUCCUUGGUUCGGAGGUCUGCGGAGAAAAUUCUCAAUGUGCAUUUCGACGAUAUUGCCUGGUGUCAAGCUAAACUUCCUGUGAGUCACGGGGGUCUGGGCCUCCGUUCUAGUAUGGAUUUGGCUCUUCCUGCCUUUCUUUCUUCGGCGUCUGGAUCAUAUCUUCUUGUCCAAAAGAUUCUGGAAAAAACUACUGAAUCAUCGUUGGACUCUGAUAUUGAUUCAGCCCUCGCUUUUUGGAAAGGCAAUUUCUCUGAGGUCCCUUCCGAUGUCUCUUCUCAGCGAGACUGGGACAAAAUUCUCUGCCGUCGUUCUUCUACUGACUUGGAACCACUCCUCGACCAACACAGACUGGCUUGUUUCCGAUCCGCCUGUCAGCCAUACUCAGGCUCCUGGCUGAAUGUUCUCCCUUCUCCGCUUUUGGAUACUGUCCUCGAUAGGGAUUCACUCCGUCUGGGUAUCUGUAAUCGCCUUGGACUCCCUGUCUGCAGACCUCAUCCAUGUCGUUGUGGGGAUAAAGUUGACGCCUUUGGGCUACAUCCUCUGUCUUGUCGAAUGAACGCCGGCCGAUUUCCUCGGCACACCGAAAUCAACAGUCUAAUUCAGAAAGCUCUGGAAAGAGCUGGUUUCCCUUGUAUUCUGGAACCGACGGGCCUUGUUCUUGAUGAUGCAAAACGUCCGGACGGCUGUACGCUGUUCGCUUUUGAAUCCGGGAAACAGCUCGUUUGGGACGUCACCUGUUCCGACUCCUUCGUCAAGGGUGCCUUAAAUGCUACGGCUUGUCGUCCCGGCUCGUCGGCCGAGAAGGCCGAAUUUGCAAAACUAUCGAAAUAUGUUGAUUUACUCGAUCGAUUUUGCUUUUGGGCAAUUGCUGUCGAAACCUCCUGUGUUUUUGGGGCCAAGACGCUUGCCCAUCUCAAGAAACUUGGCCGCUUGUGCACCCACCGCUCCAGAGAUCCGAGGGAAUUUAUAUUCCUCAUUCAGAGGAUCUCGCUGGCUGUUUUACGCGGGAAUUGUCUUUCAAUCCUGCGAGCCAGUUCAUAA